UGUGGACUUUUUCUUACUACUAAUGGGAACUUAGUUAUCAAUUUUCUGAAUUUUGGAUUGUGGGUUUGUGUGUUUUUUCUUAGGGCUGCAGCAAUUCCAGGAACAGAAGGUGGAACUGUUCUUCAAAUGAAAUUGGUUUAUAAUCACUUGGCUCCUUUGGUUCUCUUGUUUCUACAGUGGAUGGAUUGUUCCUGUGCUAGCUUUCUACACAGAUAUUUCAAUCUCUUCCACAUAGUUAUAUACAAGAUACACAAUGAUGGUAGAAACAUGUCUAGUCAUGGAAGGAAAGCUACCAUAGGGGACUUUUAUGCUGUUAUAUUGCCAUCUCUCCAGCGGCUUCACGGUAGCUUGGAGAAGUUGGAAACUUCAAAAGAAGGCCAAUCAUUGAGCAUGGAACAUUCAAGUUAUGGCAAGAAGAUGAUUGUUGAAGGUGAUGGGAAACUAACCAAUGUUGACUUGCAAAGAGAGGAUGAAUGUGAUAUUUGCUUAGAGCCUUGCACCAAAAUGGUCCUGCCUAAUUGUUGCCAUGCCAUGUGUAUCCGGUGCUACCGCAAGUGGAACACCCGGUCGCAGUCUUGCCCUUUCUGCCGCGGUAGCUUGAGGAGGGUUAACUCUGAGGAUCUUUGGGUGCUAACUUGCAAUGAAGAUGUUGUUGAUGCUGAAACAGUUUCUAAGGAAGACUUGUGGCGUUUCUACCUUUAUAUCAAUAAGCUACCAAAACAUCACCCAGAAGCACUUUUUGUAAUGUACUAUGAAUAUCUCAUUUGAACUUUUAUAUACCAAUAAGAAGGAACCAAAGAAAUGUACAGAAUAGGAAAAAAUUACAAAUGUGAAUAGAGUCUGGUAAAAGAAAGAAAAUUGAUUCUUUAAUCAAUAUUUUAUCACAGCUUUGAUAAGAGAAAAAUUUCUGGUUUUUUAACCCAGAAAAAGAAACACUCUUCUUAGUACUGUGAUAUUAUACAUUGUCUCCAUUAUAGAAAUAAAAAUGUUACAUUUAACUUGGGAGUC
Molecule: messenger RNA, 1008 nt
Organism: Arachis duranensis
Lineage: Eukaryota; Viridiplantae; Streptophyta; Magnoliopsida; Fabales; Fabaceae
Product: E3 ubiquitin-protein ligase AIRP2
Exons: 4
Biological process (GO): protein ubiquitination
Molecular function (GO): ubiquitin protein ligase activity
Source: RefSeq, a predicted model, not a curated record